AUGGUGCAAUCUAGCCAAUUUGGUGGGCUCUCCAAUGAUGACCCUAACGCCCACAUUGCUAGCUUCCUGGAAAUCUGCGACACUUUUAAGAAUGAUGGUGCCAAUUUGAAUAAUGGUGUUUCUGAUGAUGCCAUUAGACUGAGAUUGUUCCCGUUUUCACUUCGAGACAAGGCAAAAAGUUGGCUAAACUAUCUUCCGCCGGGAACCAUUACUACUUGGGAUGCUUUGGCCCAAAAGUUCCUAGCAAAGUUCUUUCCUCCUGCAAAAACAGCUAAGAUGCGGAAUGCCAUUACCACCUUUACUCAACAUGACAUGGAAUCGCUUUAUGAGGCAUGGGAAAGGUACAAGGAAAUGUUGAGAAAAUGCCCACACCACGGAUUACCUGAUUGGCUUCAAGUGCACACUUUUUACAAUGGGUUGUAUGAAACAACUAGAACUCUUGUAGAUGCAGCAGCAGGUGGAACUUUCAUGAGCAAGACACAUGAAGAGGCCUAUGUACUAUUAGAAGAUAUGGCUGCUAAUGCAUAUCAGUGGCCAGUGGAACGUUCAACACCAAAGAGAGCAUUCAGAAUUCAUGAAGUUGAUGCUCUCUCCACACUCACUGCUCAAGUAGCCACAUUAUCUAAGCAGUUGGGUUCACUAACUACAAAUGCCAUACACACGGAACCGGAGGUAUGUGAGCUAUGUAGUAGAGACCAUGCAAGUAACGAAUGUCCAGUUGGCAACUCAUUUGCUUCUCAUCAAUCUGAGCAAGCUCACUUUGUUGGAAAUUUCAAGCGGCAGCAAAAUAGUCCUUUCUCCAACACAUAUAAUCCAGAAUGGCGAAAUCACCCGAAUCUUUCAUGGAAGAAUAACCAAAAUGUGAUAAAGCCAGCUCCUGUCUUUCAACCUCAACAGCCUAAGGUGUCAUUAGAAGAUGCUCUUGCUCAACUUUCUUUUAACACAAGUUAG
Messenger RNA from Morus notabilis, 951 nucleotides. RefSeq lists its product as uncharacterized. NCBI's taxonomy places the organism in Eukaryota, Viridiplantae, Streptophyta, Magnoliopsida, Rosales, Moraceae. The transcript has 2 exons. Bases 1 to 951 code for a protein of 316 amino acids. The record is from RefSeq and is a predicted model, not a curated record.